GAGUGGGGGGAUUAGUGGAUUGUUAAGUCAGUAAUGGAGUGAUGAAGUAACUAUACAGUGAAGAUAGUACCUUACCCUAUUGAUGUGUGUGUUGUUCAAUAACUAUUUCUUCAACAACCUUCAUAGUAUAUUUCUCAGCAACAUGGUGUUUCUUAUUCACUACUUUUCUCACAUUUGGCACAAAUCGAACUCAUCUGUGAGUGCGCGUCAUUGUUAGUAGUUAGAAGACAAAAGUAUAUAACCUGUGCACAUUGUAGCAAAAAGAAUUUCGCAACAUGGCGUUUAGCAGCUUUUACAAGUCGUAAUAUCAAACAUGAAUAUAACUUUUGAUACUUUGAUAGAAGAUUCAGUUCGUCAUUUCUUGAACAUUCUUGGAAGGAGACUGUACCUUCAAGUUGAUAUUAUGGAAGAUCGAAGUGCUUUAGCUGAAAUGAAUGAAAGAUACAGAGCUUUAGACGAUAAUCUAAGACUUAAUAUUGCCCCAAGACAUGGUCAAAAUGACGGUCAAUAUCAAUUAUUAUGCUUCUUGAUUGCUGAUUUCAGAGUAAUGAAAAGUAAAAGUUCAAUAGUGAGAUUACAGCUGGAUUAUAUGGAAUCUGUUGCAUUUUCCGAAGACAUAAACUAUAUUAUUGCCAAAGGAAUGAGCACCAUACUGCGCAGUGUGAAUUUAGGCACGCUCAGGGGUUUGAGUUUAUCUUUAGACGAAGUCGUUAAUCUAUUAAACAAUUUUUUCUUUUUGUCAACAGUUUUCAACUUCAACAUAAGCUGCGCCAUAAGAGGCUUUGGUAGUGUCAAUAGCACAAAUACCAGGGUAUACAACUCAUAUGUAAAGAUUCUUCCAAUUACAAGAACUCAAAUUCAAGAUACUUACAUUUCAAGAAUUGUCGAUGAAUUGAAAAUUCCUAUUUCCGUCCUAACAGAUAUCCAACUUACGGUGCCAAAUUUUACAGAGUCGACGACAAUCGUAGAUGAAUACAGCCUCUUUGCAGCUUCACAGAAUUGCUACCUCAGAUUACUCAGAAUCCUCUUAAAAGGGUAUAAUGCUGAUAUGUUUUAUGAAACACUGGUACAAGAUAUAGAAACGCAGAUUUCAGUAAAACCAGAUAGCUAUGCUCAAGUGCAAAAUGAGAGAAUUAAUAUAGAGUAUAAAAAAAAUGUCCUUACAUGGGCUAGAGAUAGGAUCCCAAAUCAACCACCGUUCGAAAGACCCAAAAUGUUUAUUAACCUAUUUAGCCAAAUUACUUACCAAACGUUGUUUGGUGAAUCAGGGUUCGGGUUUGUAGUAGAUUUUAAAAAUAUUUUAAUUCAAGAAAUAAAAUUUCUGAUUGAUCCAGAGUCAUUAAGUCCUAAUCUCAGAGCCAUAAGGUGCAGAACAUCAAUAAUUAAUUUCAAUGAUUCCCAUUAUACAGCAGCAUUGGUAAUAGCCAGUUUUGUUAUUAAAAGGAUAAACUCUUUCCUGGAUAAGCGUGCCUCCAUUAAAAGGUUCAAAAAAAAAUUGAGAAAACCAAUAGAGCUUUAGAAUCAAUAGUGAACUUAAAGUAUAGUUGAUAGCGUAUAUAGUUGAUAGCGUAUAUAGUUGAUAGCGUAUAUAGUUGAUAGCGUAUAUAGUUGAUAGCGUAUAUAGUUGAUAGCGU
Molecule: messenger RNA, 1634 nt
Organism: Scheffersomyces amazonensis
Lineage: Eukaryota; Fungi; Ascomycota; Pichiomycetes; Serinales; Debaryomycetaceae
Exons: 1
Coding region: 314-1519 (401 amino acids)
Source: RefSeq, a predicted model, not a curated record